This is a messenger RNA of Acanthochromis polyacanthus (spiny chromis), 4728 nucleotides long. RefSeq names its product KIT proto-oncogene, receptor tyrosine kinase b (gene kitb). Gene Ontology annotation, cellular component: signaling receptor complex. The record is from RefSeq and is a predicted model, not a curated record. The coding region runs from base 110 to 3013 and encodes 967 amino acids. Gene Ontology annotation, biological process: positive regulation of MAP kinase activity; positive regulation of receptor signaling pathway via JAK-STAT; multicellular organism development. Gene Ontology annotation, molecular function: cytokine binding; transmembrane receptor protein tyrosine kinase activity; ATP binding. Lineage: Eukaryota; Metazoa; Chordata; Actinopteri; Pomacentridae. The transcript is spliced from 21 exons.
UUGUGUUUGUGCGCCUCAUUACGUUGGAGGUACCUGCUGUGUGUUAUUAUAGGGUGGAUGGGAUCUGCUGUUUUCGAGCCCAGGAUGGUUAUUUCUGCGCCUGAGACGCAUGGAGUGGAGUGAAAUUCAUCCAAAUCGCGUAAAAAUGAGGUGCCACUGGGUUGUGUGUGCCUCCUAUUUUAUCUUGCUGCCGCUAACAGUGUGGUGCGAGCCAGUCAUCUCCCCUGGCGGGCCUCACAUUGUGGUUCCCAAGAGGGGGAAGCUGGAGCUGCGUUGCCACGACAAUACCACAACGUAUGGCGCCCCAUGGGGGUUGAGGUGGCAGAGGGAGAAGGCUCGCAGGAUCGAGGGAGAGGUGGAGGAGGGCAGAGUGGCUUAUGUCAGGGUGCCGGUGCUCCAAGUCUACCACAUGGGCCGCUAUGUGUGCAUCAACAACAGCACCCUGGAACACAGCUCCAUCUAUGUCUACGUGAAAGACCCCCUGAAUGCUUUUCAGCCCAUCAUGGUGGACAGCAUUCUGGUGCGAACAGGUGAGAACUGCACCAUCCCCUGUCUUGUGACCGACCCUGAGGUCACCCUCCUGGCGCUGGAGACCUGCGACGGACGGCCCAUGCCCUCUGGUAUGAGUUACACCGGCAACCCCCAGAGAGGUGUCAUCAUCAACGGCGCUAGGAAGGAAUACGAGGGCUGUUACGUAUGCGUGGGGCAGCUUGGUGGAGUCAGAGUGGUGUCGAGCCAAUACACUGUGGACGUCCGACUUGAGCCAGAGCUGCGUCCGGUGAUCACGCUGUCCCAAAAAGACACCGUCAUCCUGAGGAAAGGGGAGAAGUUUGAGCUGACUUGUAGCUCCUCCAAUAUCAACCCGGACUUCAGUCUCAAGUGGGAUUUCCCUUCGACAGCGCGUCCUCGUGACAGCCAGGCCUCACACAUCCUGUCCGGUUCCCAUGGUUAUCAACGUUCCACCUCACUCUUAAUCAAAGCUGUCAAGCAGUCAGACUCGGGCCCUUACCACUGCACUGCCUACAACGACAGAGGCAGCAGUAUCGAAAUGCUGCAGCUGGAUGUUUAUGAUCAGGGUUUCAUCACCAUGUUAGGAGAUCCAAGUCCCAUCCAGGCAGAUGUUAAGGAGGGGGAGAGCCUGAGCCUCAGGGUUGAGUUUGAUGCUUAUCCUGAACCCAGCUCCCUGUUCUGGUCUUACAACAGCAAGCGUCUCCUCAACACCACAGAGCAUGUCAUCACCGUCCACCGCCGCAAAUACAGAUACAUCAGUGAGCUGAGACUAGUGAGGGUUCUUGGCACGGAGGGAGGGAUCUAUAAUUUCUCAGCAAGUCAUGAAGACGCAUCUGUUGAUCAUUCUUUUCACGUGUACGUCAACAGUAAGCCUGUUAUCAUUGCCCAGGAGGGGCCUGUUGACGGACAGGUUCGGUGCAUUGCUGCAGGAUACCCAGUUCCUAAAAUCAGCUGGUACUUCUGUGACCUGCCCCACACAAGGUGCUCACACCUGCCCAAUGCCACCCAAUGGGAGACUCCUGAGGUCGCCAUGCUGACAGAGUCUGCCUUUGGUAGGAGUGAGGUGGAGAGUCGACUGAAUGUCAGCAAGGAGCACGCUCAGUACCACACCCUGGAGUGUGUGGCCUCUACGGAGGGGGAAGAGGCCUACACACUGUUCUCCAUCAGUGAGCGCAUCGUCCCCCACAAACUCUUCACGCCUCUUCUAACUGGCAUGGUGGCUACCGGUGUCUUACUCAGCCUCAUUCUAGUGGUGCUGCUCUACAAGUACAUGCAGAAACCAAAGUUCCAAAUCCAGUGGAAGGUGAUCGAGAGCAUCCAUGGAAACAACUACAUAUAUAUUGACCCCACACAGCUGCCAUAUGAUUCAAAGUGGGAAUUCCCCCGGCAGAAGCUACGCUUUGGUAAAAUCCUGGGCUCUGGGGCUUUUGGAAAAGUAGUGAGGGCCACAGCGUACGGACUGUGCUCUGCAGACACUGUUACAACCGUCGCUGUUAAGAUGCUAAAACCUAACGCUCAUUCCACGGAGAAGGAGGCACUGAUGUCAGAGCUGAAGGUUCUCAGUUACCUUGGAAACCACGUGAACAUCGUUAACCUGCUGGGAGCCUGUACGGUCGGAGGCCCCAUUUUGGUGAUCACAGAGUACUGUUGCUAUGGAGACCUCCUCAACUUCCUGCGAAGAAAAAGAGAGUCCUUCCUCAACUCCCAAGUUGGGGAUGGUUACUAUCGCAACGUCUUGAACCAAACAGAGCCUGCAAGCAGAGAGGUGACAGGCGCAGGAUAUAUGCCCAUGCGUCCGUCUGAGAAAGAAAAGUCCUCCCAGUCAGAUGACAUAGAUGAGCUGUCUCUGGACACUGAAGAUCUCCUCAGCUUUUCCUACCAGGUGGCCAAAGGAAUGGACUACAUUACUUCCAAGAAUUGUAUCCACCGGGAUCUUGCAGCCAGAAACAUUCUGCUGACUCACGGCAGGGUGGCCAAGAUCUGUGACUUCGGCUUGGCGCGAGACAUCACCACUGACGCCAGUUAUGUGCUCCGGGGAAACGCUCGUCUGCCGGUCAAGUGGAUGUCUCCCGAGAGUAUUUUCGACUGUGUCUACACCUUUGAGAGUGACGUGUGGUCCUAUGGCAUCCUGCUCUGGGAAAUCUUCUCUCUGGGGAACAGCCCUUAUCCUGGGAUGCAGGUCGGAUCUGCGUUUUACAGGAUGAUCCAGGAAGGCCACAGGAUGAACAGGCCUGAGUUUGCUCCCAUUGAAAUGUACGACAUGAUGCUGUGCUGCUGGAACCACGAUCCUUUGAAACGGCCUUCUUUCAGAAAACUGGUGGAAAGAACCGAACUGCUGCUGUCAGAAAACACCAAGAAUGUGUACCUGACGCUGAGCAACGCUUCUGGUCCUCCAGACCAGCAGAGGGCAGCGUCGCGUAGACUGAGCUCCGUCUGCAGCACAACAGCCCCCACCCAGCCCUUAUUGCAGAGCACGGCCGACGUCUUCCAGGACUACGUCUGACAAACACACUGCCAUGACACAUCUGUACAAAACCCCACCCUAACUCCCUGAUCACUCUUUCCCUCUACAACUAAUAACAUUCAAAGUCCAUUCAAACUAACUCUCAAAUGCUGGCCUUCUUGCACACACGCACACACUUAGACAGUGUAUAUAUACAAGCCUGUACUGGGCUCUCAGCCUCUAUCUACUCUUCCCAUCGGCGUAUCGAUCUCUGUGGUGGCUAUUUGAGGUGCACAUCUACAUAAAACAGACUCGCAGCACUAACCAGCCAUCAGAUACAACAUCACCCAUCAGCUGUGGGAGGAGUUCUGGCUCACAUUCAGCCUUAGAUUACAACUUAAGAUGCUUUAAGGAAAGCAAAGACGACAAGUACAUGUACAUAACUGAGUUUGGGGGGGGGGGGGGGUAAAUAAGCAGAGGUGGUGCUGUGAUGACAAGAUGUCGUGUUAGAUUUGUCUCCGAUUUUAUUGGAAUGCUAUUGAUAUUUUGGGGAAUACACAACUUCUUGCGGAGAGUUAGAUGAGCAGACUGAUGACAAUCCUCACAUCUGUGCGUUAAGUUUAACGUUAAAGCCAACAGUUUAUUUUAGAGUCAAGAGUGGAAACAAAAAUCUGCAAAAGCCAAAUCUGCAUACCAGCAUUUCUCAAGAUCACCUAUUAAUAUGUUAAUCUGUGCAAUACCCAAAGUGUAAAAAUGUCAAUUUAUGUGUGGUAAGAACAAGUCUGGCAACCCCCUGUGAAACCACUACUUGUAGACUUUGGGCAAAAAAAUGAUCUCUCAGUGGCUAACGCUGGUAAAAGUCAUUCCCUGCUGUGCAAUCAAAGGCAAAUAAUGCAGGAUUUUAUUUAUUUAUUCUAUAUUUUACAGUCAUAUCCCUGACUGAAUUUGGCUAUCCCACUGUUAUUUGUUCUCGUGUGCAUGAUUUACUGUUGCUGCCUAAAGUUUGGCAAGUACAGUUUUAGCGAUUUUUUUUUUAUGAAGCACUUGAGCUAAAAGUAUAUGUACAGUACAAAAAAGUACACUUCAAUAACUUCGAUACACACCCAACACAAAUAAACAAACACAUUUCUGGCCCAAGCUUCAUAUAUAAAGGUCAGACAUAACAGUGGCAUCAUUCUUGUCUUUUACCCCUUGGCGAGAAUGUAUCCCAAAAAUGUCAAAUCUUAGUUUAGUCAUUGUCACUGGGUUGGGGAGAGGUCGUCAGCAAGCCUACUUUAAACGUGUCUAAUGGGCCUCGACAUAAAAAUGGUCUGACUUACGUAUGUCUCAUCUGAGAGCUCUUUGAAGAGAGACAACUGAGCCAUAGAAAAGCGGCAUGCAAGCGAUAAUUCCUAACGAAAAAAAACAAAGCCAUGAGUUACAGAAACACUGACUCCCACCUGUGUGUUGUAGCUUUCAAUACUGUGACUUAAAACAAAGACUUACUGGUGUGUUGCUGUUUGUAUUUCCUGGAUAACUUUAGUCUCUUUAGCAAAGUCACUGUGGCCAAGGGUUUAGGACUGAUUGUGUGCUUUUUACUUGAUUUCUGUCAAACAUGUAUGCAAUGUAAAUACAAUAGAGAUGUGCCUUUAGAUUUUUUGUUUUCUUUUUAUUACUGGACGCAUUUGUUUGUGACGGUUACUGGUGAGAGCGCGGCACAGAGCAGAGCUUCUGCAGUUUUGAUACAGUUGGUUGACUUGUAAUAAUAAAGGAAGUACCUGUGAUGGUAGAACCAA